Molecule: messenger RNA, 853 nt
Organism: [Torrubiella] hemipterigena
Lineage: Eukaryota; Fungi; Ascomycota; Sordariomycetes; Hypocreales; Clavicipitaceae
Source: the annotation of a GenBank genome assembly
AUGUUGAUAUACUAUAUAGUUGCAUACAUCAAAUUCAAUCCUUGUUCAAUAUCUUUUUUAAACCGCAGUAAGAAGCUUGCUGAUGAUACCAGAUUAGACCCAUUGUUGUCUACAGAUACACCACCAUCGUCUGUGAGGAGCGAUAAGACCCUGUUGAUCGUGAACCUGAACAAGCACCACAUUCACUCCAUAUUUCUCUGCACAACAUACGAUUACCUGUCUCCAGAAUACUACGGUAAGUCUGUUACAUUCACUCCCUCAUCGCUGAUGAUGGUAGUCACAUCCACUGCACCGUUUCUUAGCUCUCCAGCCCGCCAAGAGAGUAGUAGGGCUACCGUUUUGUACGGUGGGAUUCAAUUCCCUGGCACGCGUCGCAAUCGCCGAAAUAUUCCCCCCAUUUGCCAUGCGGAAGUAUCCUUCUAGCCAAUUAUUGAGGCACUAUUUAUCACGGGCUUUAUUCUUCUACUGCGGCUAUGCCGACUAUUCAGAGUCUAUGCCACCUCCCAUGACGUACAGUCACCCAAUUGUGCUCUGCAUCGACCACUCUUCACUUCAGCCAGGCCGUUCCAGUCCGGCUCGAAAACCCCUCACUUCAGCUUCUUCAGCCUCCCGCAAUUUAAAAAAUAAUAAAACGUAAUAAUUCUGAGGACCGCUGCUUUCCGAGCGCUGGAGUUAGGGAGACGGGGUGGAGGAUAGGCCCCACCAGUGGACAAUGCGUGAUGCCGUCAUCACCAUUCUUACCAACCGCCUUUCCAAAACACGGCUCCCUUGGCGCCGCAGCCGGCAUAAGAAAUGGUAGAAAUUUUUACAAAAUGCAAGCCACGGCGAGCGAAAAGGGGCCUGAAGAUCACAC